AUGGGGCUUGGAGGCAAGGACAGCAGCCACCUGGUGUCCUUCCUCAUCGGCGCUGCUCUGCCCACAGCAUUUCUCUUCUUCCUGGCGUCCGACCGGCUCGGCGACGGCUUGUCAAGCAUCUCCAUGAGCUGGGGAAGCAGUGGAACCCGGCAGUCGGCUGGCCCGCGGGCUCAGGAGAGCGACAACACUACUACUCUUGAUCAAGAGGUGGGAUUCGCAGGCCUAGCUGAGCUUCUGCCGAGAGUGGCCAUGGAGGACAGGACGGUGAUUCUCACGUUGGUGAACGAGGCAUGGGCGCAGCCCGGCUCACUGCUGGACAUCUACCGUGAGAGCUUCAAGAACGGCGAGGACAUAGAGCACUUCCUCAACCACGUCCUGGUCAUCGUCAUCGACGCCGGCGGGUUCGGCCGCUGCAAGGCCGUUCACCCUCACUGCUACCUCCUUGAGGUGAAUAAGUCAACGGCGAACCUGAGCUCAGCCAACAGGUUCAUGACAAAGGAAUUCCUGGAGCUGGACGCCGACAUGAUAUGGCUUCGCAACCCGUUCCACCACAUCUCCGUCUACGCCGACAUGAGCUUGUCGACGGACUACUUCAGGGACGCGUUUGCUCCCCUGAACAACACGCUCAACACGGGGCUCUACUACAUGAGGUCGACGAACCGGAGCAUCGAGAUGCUCAGGUACUGGCGGGCGGCGAGAGCGAGGUUCCCCGGCGGUAGCGAGCAGGGGGUGUUCAACGAGAUCAAGCACGAGCUCAUCACCAAGCUGCAGGCGAGGAUCGAGGCCGUCGAGACGGUGUACUUCAGCGGGUUCUGCGAGUACCACGCCAACCUGAACAGAGCCUGUACCAUGCACGCCAACUGCUGCAUCGGGCUGGCAAACAAGGUGCUCGACCUCAAGGAUGCUGCCGUGGAUUGGAGGAACUACACGAGGCUGACGCAGGAGGAGAGGAAGAAGGGGGGUUUCAAGUGGACGCCCCCGGCUAGGUGCUGGAAGACAAUAGGUUGGAACGUGUGA
Molecule: messenger RNA, 1017 nt
Organism: Miscanthus lutarioriparius
Lineage: Eukaryota; Viridiplantae; Streptophyta; Magnoliopsida; Poales; Poaceae
Source: the annotation of a GenBank genome assembly